Molecule: messenger RNA, 4011 nt
Organism: Oncorhynchus kisutch (coho salmon)
Lineage: Eukaryota; Metazoa; Chordata; Actinopteri; Salmoniformes; Salmonidae
Product: protein FAM110B-like
Exons: 1
Coding region: 696-1940 (414 amino acids)
Source: RefSeq, a predicted model, not a curated record
GCACACCACUGGUGGUAGUGUCAGCACUUUCUCGUGUGUGUGUCUGAGGGAGAGGAGGAGAGAGUGAGUUGGAAUAGUCUGACUCCUCUCACUGACAGACAUCUUAUCCUUCAUAACUCUUCUGAUGUUAGAGCAAAAUGUACUGUGCUUUUCUACUCAGUCUUUCUUCCUUUGACUAACACCAUAUUUCUCUGUGUGUGUGUGCUUGCAUCUGCAUGUAUUCCUUUCUGUGUGUGUGUUUAUAUAGUGAUCCCCUCAACAGACAAGUACAUGCAUGUCUCCCAGCUCUUCAUGUUGUUAUGACCUGAUGUCACCUGAUCUCCUAACGCAAUUGGUCCGUCCUGUGUUUCAGAUCUGCUGCCUCCAGUCGGGCGAACAAAGGAGGGGAGAAGAGGCUGAUCCUUCCCACAAUCCUUCAGUCACUGGGCCUACUGAUCCGGACCACUGCUCUGCCUUCUCACUCCCCUCUCCCCCCCACCUUAAGGCAGGCAAGCUGUGGGGCAGUAGGAUCAGGGCAGCAGUAAGGGCUGAUUGAUGCUCUGUGGGGAUGAGACCUGGCUGCUGAAGGCCAGUGGAGACGGCUCCCAUUCUCCGCUCGCCUGGCUUUAUGUGCGUGUCUGCAGGCUGCCCUACGUGCAGCAGCAGCAGAGCCACCCCCCACGUCAGCCACGGUGGCCACCCCGAGCCAUCCAGACAUGCCCACCGAGACCCCGCCGUCGCUGGCAGAUAGCAAACCCACCGGCCCUGGGGCGGCCUUUGUCUCCGCUGUCCCCCUGCGCAUACUCAACAAGGGACCCGAGUACUUCCGGCGCCAGGUGGAGACCAACCCUAAGCGGCUGAGCGCCGUGGAGCGGUUGGAGGCGGACAAGUCCAAGUACGUGAAGAGCCAGGAGGUCAUCAACGCCAAGCAGGAGCCUGUCAAGCCCCAGCUGCUGGCCAAGCCACCUGUCUGCCCUGCCGUGGCCAAGAGAGGGGCGAAUGGUGGCGGUUGUGGUGGGGUGGCCCUCAAGACAUUCAAUAAUAACUCCAAGUCGGACACGUGCGCCACCACCAGCAAACGGGAGAACCUUAACCUGGAGAUCCUCAAGAACCUCCUGAACAGCUCCGGCUCGGUCUCUGAGGGCCACGCUAAGAGCGCUACUCUAAAACCUGGGGCCAGGAGCUUGGCCCCCCACCGCUCCACCCCCACACCCACCACAGACUGCACUGAGCCCACCAGCCUCCGUUCCGUCGCCAAGUCCCUCAAGGUGCCUCCGCCUGCACCUGGCCGACAGAGCCCCCACGGGGGGAACCUGAACCUCAGCCGCCGGCUGCUGGAGGAGCGGGGCGAGGGCAAUCACUCACCCCUCCAUGCCUCCCACAGCUCCUCCGACAUCCGCAGGCUGUGCAACGGUAAGCCUCUAAGGGCGGCCCGAAGCAGCAGCAGCUCCGCACCUCCCUUACCCCCCAAGCCCAGUACCAAAGUCCUGGCCCCCCUCUGCGACAAUGCCCCUCAGUCCCCUGAGAGGGAGCCUCCACCACCCUCCUCUGCCACCCCAGAUGAGCAGUUGGAGCUAGAGUUGGGGAGCUCGUUGGCCCGCCGGCCCUCUCUGCACCGCUCCAAGUCGGACCUGAGCGACCGGUAUGCGCGGGCAGGCGCCGACGUGGAACGCUUCUUUAACUACUGUGGGCUGGACCCUGAGGAGCUGGAGAGCGUGGGCGUGGAGAGCUUUGCCCGCGCCAACUCCGACAUAAUCUCCCUCAACUUCCGCAGCGCUAGCAUGAUCAGCUCGGACUGUGACCAAUCACGGCAUAGCAACGAGGACAUGACGGACGAGGAGGAAGACGUGAGCGAACGCGUGCCGUACGGAAUCUCGGCCGUGGAACGAAACGCCCGCGUCAUCAAAUGGCUGUACAGCAUCAAACAGGCGCGCGAGUCGCAGAAAGUGUCUCAUGUCUAAAAGAGAAGGAAGAAACAAACUAUUAGAUGGUCCUUGCAACAAAACAAAAAAAGACUUCCGAUGGAAUGAAGGUCUUUGGACACUCUGAAUCUCUGAAUGUCAAAGUAUUGACUGGCAAGACGCCCUUGGAUGGAUCUUGCGGUCGCUAUUGCGUUCAGUGUUAGUUGUCCUCUGAAUCUGCAUGGCUCCUCCCACCCACCCGUCACUGCGGCCUCCAGCUAAAGCAACAGGUUUAGGAAAAUAUUGCCUUUUUCAAGAUGGCAGCAGUUCAGUUCCGUCUCUUCGAGCAGCACAGCUCUCUCUCAUUGUUAUGCUUUCUGUCUGUUUAGACCAGCACAAUGAUGCCAGCUCUUUUUAGAUGUCUUCUUAAUGUCCUUUCUUUCUGAACAACACUGAGCCUGGAAGCCAUACGGGUGUGAAUGCAGCGCUUCAGUGUGUAACCAGUCUUUAGUCUGAUAAUUCUGAGCUUUGAGUGUCUAUAGAAAAAAACUUCCUUGAAAAAAGGGCUGUGAAAGCAUGGUACAGUCCAAACCUGCUUCACCCCUUUGGUACCAGGGGAGUUUGUUUGGUACAUUCCAGACCCUGCCCCCUUCCCGGGGAAACCCCAUAUUUAUCCCCUUUUUCAGUGUUACUAUGGUGAUAGCAUUCAGGCAGCAUCAUGAAAUCAUUCAGCAUUAUGUGGUUUUUGCUUCUGUUUAGUUUGUUGUCCAUAACAUUCUCAUUGGCAGUUUGAUUUUGUGGUACUUGCUUUUUUUAAAGAUCUGUGUAAAUGCUGGAAGAAAAUGUAUAUAAUUUCAAAACUGUUAGAUGUUUGUCAGAGGGCGCCUGUUAAGCUAACUUACUACAUUGUUCAGUCUUCUCUCUUGGCUUGACUGUGAGACUGCGUCAAACCCAGUUCAUGAUCAAAUUUUUUACGACGUUAUGAUGACAUACACUACCGUUCAAAAGUUUGGGGUCACUUAGAAAUGUCCUGGUUUUUGAAAGAAAAGCUUCUUUUUUUUGUACAUUAAAAUAACAUAAAAUUGAUCAGAAAUACAGUGUAGACAUGGUUAAUGUUGUAAAUUACUAUUGUAGCUGGAAACGGCUGAUUGUUAAUGGAAUAUCUACAUAGGCCCAUUAUCAGCAACCAUCACUCCUGUGUUCCAAUGGCACGUUGUGUUAGCUAAUCCAUAUCUCAGACUGGCCAAUAAAAAUAAAAGAUUAAGAUGGACAAAAGAACACAGACACUGGACAGAGGAAUUCUGCCUAGAUGACCAGCAUCCCGGAGUCGCCUCUUCGCUGUUGACGUUGAGACUGGUCUUUUGCAGGUACUAUUUGAUGAAGCUGCCAGUUGAGGACUUUUGAGGCGUCUGUUUCUCAAACUAGACACUAAUGUACUUGUCCUCUUGCUCAGUUGUGCACCGGGGCCUCCCACUCUUUUUAUUCUGAUUAGAGCCCGUUUGUGCUGUUCUGUGAAGGGAGUAGUACACAGCAUUGUACCAGAUCUUCAGUUUCUUGGCAAUUUCUCGCAUGAAAUAGCCUUAAUUUCUCAGAACAAGAAUAGACUGAUGAGUUUCAGAAGAAAGUUCUUUGUUUCUGGCCAUUUUGAGCCUGUAAUCAAACCCACAAGUGCUGAUGCUCCAGAUACUCAACUAGUCUAAAGAAGGACCGUUUUAAUGCUUCUUUAAAUUAACACAACAGUUUUCAAAGGAGUUUUCUAGUGAUCAAUUAGCCUUUUUAAAAUGAUAACCUUGGAUUAGCUAAGACAACGUGCCAUUGGAACACAGGAGUGAUGGUUGCUGAUAAUGGGCCUCUGUACGUCUAUGUAGAUAUUACAUUAAAUAAAAAAUCAGCCUUUUCCAGCUACAAUAGUCAUUUACAACAUUAACAAUGUCUACACUGUAUUUCUGAUCAAUUUGAUGUUAUUUUAAUGGACAAGUGACCCCAAACUUUUGAAAGGUAGUGUACAUGUUCAGUAUAUUGGAGUCGGAAUUGUUUUGGUACUCAGUACUUCAAAAUGAAGGCAAUGAAUUGUGUUCACUUUCAUUUAUUUUGCAUUAUUUCAAUAAAUGGCUUGUUUUGCCGUCUACUU